AUGCUGCGAAAGGCCGUACCGCUUCGCGUGAAGUACGGCUCGACGCCGAAGGAGAUCCGAUACGGGGUGGCGGCCCGCCAGGCGCUGCUCACCGGGGUGGAGAGCCUCGUCCGGGCGGUGGGGGUCACCUUAGGGCCGAAGGGCCGCAACGUCGUCCUGGAGGUCCCCUACGCCGCGCCGAAGAUCACCAAGGAUGGGGUGACCGUCGCAAAGCAGAUCGAAUUCGAGGAUAGUUUUGAAAACCUCGGGGCGAGCCUCGUGCGGCAGGUCGCCGGGCUCACGAACGAUCACGCCGGGGACGGCACGACGACCGCGACGGUGCUCUCCGGCGCGAUCUUCCGGGAGGGCUUCCGCAGCGUCUCGAGUGGGACGAAUCCGAUGGAUUUGAAACGCGGCAUCGACCUCGCCGCGCGGGAGGUGUUGCGUUCGCUCGCGGAGCAGGCGCGGCCGGUGACGUCGAAGUCGGAGAUCACCCAGGUCGCGAUGAUCUCCUCCAACAUGGACGCGGAGAUCGGGGCGUUGAUCGGGGAUGCGAUGCAGCAGGUCGGGAAGGAUGGCGUCAUCACGACGCAGGAGGGGCGGUCGUUGAAUACGGAGCUCGAGUUGGUGGAAGGGAUGUCGAUCGAACAGGGCUUCACCUCGCCGUAUUUUGUUACCAAUACCAAGGCACAGAAGUGUGAGUUGGAAGGCCCGCUCGUGUUUGUGGCGAAUCGAAAGCUCAGCAGCGUCGCGCAUCUCCUCCCCGCGCUGAACUACGCGAUUCAGCAGAAACGACCACUUCUCGUGCUCGCCGAGGAGGUCGAGGGGGAGGCGAUGCAUACGUUUUUGUAUAACAAACUCCAAGGGCGCAUCAAAGGGUGCGUGGUGAAGGCCCCCGGGUUUGGGGAUAUGCGGAUCAACCAACUUCAGGACAUCGCCGUGUUCACCGGCGCCCAGAUGGUUUCCGAGGACCUCGGCCUCUCGCUCGAUCAGAACGACUUCUCCGAGGGUUUGCUCGGCUCCUGUGGGAAGGCGACGAUCUCGCGGGAUGAGUGUAUUCUGCUGGAGGGCGGCGGCAGCGCGAUCGCGAUCGAGGAGCGGGUGCAGAUGAUUAAGGAUAUGAUCUCCGCCGAGGAUCACGAGUUUAACCGCGAGCGCCUCGUGGAGCGGCUGGCGAAGCUCUCCGGCGGGGUGGCGGUGAUCAAAGUCGGGGGCGCCUCCGAGGUGGAGAUUAAUGAGCGAAAAGAUCGCAUCGUCGACGCCCUCAACGCGACGCGUGCGGCCGUUUCGGAAGGAAUCCUCGCAGGCGGCGGCACCGCGUUGUUGAUGGCCUCGCUACGGCUCGAGGAGCUCGUGAAGGAUCGCCGGCUGCCGUCGGAUAUUCGAACGGGGGUGAAUAUCGUCAAACGCGCGAUCGGGCUGCCGGCGCGGUAUAUCGCGAACAACGCCGGGGUGGAAGGCAGCGUCGUGGCCGGGAAGAUCCUCGCCCGGCGGGAUCCGAGCUUCGGCUACAACGCACAGACAGGGGAGUACGUGAAUAUGUUCGAAACGGGCAUCAUCGAUCCGAUGAAAGUCGUAAAGUCGGCGGUGGUGAACGCGUGCUCGGUGGCGGGCAUGAUGAUCACCACGGAGGCUGCUGUGGUCGAGAAGGACCUACCCACGCUGCGCAAGCGCGUGGAGGAUGAAGGGAUGGAGAACACGCACAAAAAGCAGGAGUUCGAGAACUUGCGCAAGAGCGUCAAUGAGCGGAACGCGCCGAUGCCAAAAUUGGCUCCACCGAUGAAGUUUGACAUGAAGGGGCUGUAA
Phytomonas sp. EM1 is the source of this 1785-nucleotide messenger RNA. NCBI's taxonomy places the organism in Eukaryota, Euglenozoa, Kinetoplastea, Trypanosomatida, Trypanosomatidae. The record is from the annotation of a GenBank genome assembly.